CUGUCCAGCUACAUCGCCCUAGGAGAAGAAGAAGAAGAAGAAGAACGCCCGCCCCUGUUUUUUGACCUUUCCUUUCUUUCUUGGGCAGAGACAAAAAUGGCCGUACUUUCCAUGAAACAUUCCUCUUCCAGCUCUUCCUCCUCCUCCUCUGUGGCCGAAGCGAAGCACCAUUGAUGCCUUUUGAUCUCGCCUCCUGAUCGCCCGUACCUUUAUUUCUUUUCGUUGCGUUGCAUUAGGACCCCGUCAGCACAUCUGACGCGAUUGUUCUUUCGUUCUUUUCCUCCGUCUGUCAGGAGCAUCGGGUUCUGAUUCGGAGAUUGAAAAAGGGUAGAGUCUUUCGAUCGGAAAGGAGCCUUCUUUCUUGGAAAAUCCAGCAAUCCGGUUUCUGGGUUCCUGAUAUCGUCCCCCCCUGAGGAGUGGGUUUUCCUUUUUUUUUUUUUGUUUGAUUUUGGGUUGAUUGAGUUCGGGUCUCGUUAGAAGCGGAAGCUCGCAGAAGAAAGAUUUCGUUUCAGGCGUUUGCCCAUUUUCGUGUGUUUCUGUAAUGUUUAGAUGAAUUUGGGAAGUGGAAGCUUGGUGAAUUUGAUUUAGCUCUCGAGGAAAGGCCCUGUCUUGUGCUGUUGUCGUCGGUGCUGUUGGUUGCAAAUCAAUGGGAAAGCCCACGGCGAAGAAGAAGCAGCCUGCUGCACCGAAACCCAGCGAUGCUCACGGCAAGCCGAGCAAACCCUCCGACCGCAACUCCAAGGCCUUUGAUGAAGACACUGCGGUGUUCAUCACCAUGUCUCAGGAGCUCAAGGAAGAAGGUAACAAGCUCUUUCAGAAGAGGGAUCAUGAAGGCGCCAUGUUGAAGUACGAAAAGGCCCUUAAACUUUUGCCGAAAAAUCAUAUUGAUGUCGCUUACCUGCGCAGCACUAUGGCCGCUUGUUACAUGCAGUUGGGGAUUGGCGAAUAUCCGCGAGCAAUCAAUGAAUGUAAUUUAGCAUUAGAAGUGUCCCCUAAGUAUAGUAAAGCGCUCUUGAAGCGCGCGAAAUGCUACGAGGUGUUGAAUAGGUUGGAUUUGGCUCUGAGAGAUGUUAACAAUGUCCUGAGUAUGGAGCCGAAUAAUUUAAAUGCGCUAGAGCUUGUGGAGAAGGUGAAAAAGGCCAUUAGUGAUAAAGGUAUCCAGAUUGAGGACAAAGAAGUUGUCUUGGAGAAUAGUGAGUCCCCUAGUGCAUUGCCGGCACGCAAAUUGGCAAAAGAGAAGUCGAAGAAGAAAAGGAGUGGCAAAGUUGAGGAGAAGAAGGCCGAGGAUAAGAUGGUUAUAGAGGAUUCGACGGCCAUUGUGAAAGAUAAGGAAGUGGUUUUGAAGGCUAUCGAGGAAGAGAAAGAGAUAACUACGGAUGUCAAGGAAGAACAGAAAGUGGUUACUAGGACGGUGAAAUUGGUUUUGGGUGAGGAUAUAAGAUGGGCUCAAUUGCCUCUAAACUGUAGUAUAAAGUUGGUGCGGGAUGUUGUGUUGGAUAGGUUUCCUGGCCUGAAGGGCGUUCUCGUGAAGUAUAGGGAUCGAGAAGGUGAUUUGGUCACUAUCACUACUACGGAUGAGCUCAGGUUGGCUGAAACAUCCAGUGAGCAGCAGGGUUCGUUUAGAUUGUUUGUUGCAGAAGUUAGUCCUGAUCAGGAGCCAGGUUAUGAGGGAAAUGAGGAGGAGUUGGACAACAGUGAGAGAGAAGCAGCUGCUGUGAUUGAGGAUGGUCGAUUCGAGAAAGAAGGAACUAUCGAGAAAGGCUCUACUUGCAUAGAGGACUGGAUCACUGAGUUUGCACGGCUGUUUAAGAACCACGUCGGGUUCGAUUCUGAUUCUUACUUGGAUCUUCAUGAGCUAGGGAUGAAACUUUAUUCCGAGGCGAUGGAAGAUGCAGUCACGAGUGAAGAUGCUCAAAAACUUUUUGAGAUUGCAGCGGAGAAGUUCCAAGAAAUGGCAGCUCUAGCAUUGUUAAAUUGGGGCAACGUUCACAUGUCCCGAGCGAGGAAACGAGUUUUCUUUUCGGAAGAUAAUUCUAGGGACGCUAUACUGUCACAGAUUAAAACAGCAUAUGACUGGGCACAAAGGGAAUAUAUCAAGGCAGGACUGAGGUAUGAGGAAGCUCUGAAAAUGAAACCCGACUUCUAUGAAGGUCUGCUCGCACUUGGGCAGCAGCAGUUUGAGCAAGCAAAGCUCUGCUGGUAUUACGCGAUUGGGAACAAUAUUGACUUGGAGACUGCUUCUUCUGAGGUCCUAAUGCUCUAUAACAAGGCUGAAGAUAGCAUGGAGAGAGGAAUGCAGAUGUAUGAGGAGAUGGAGGAGCAACGUCUCAAUGGAAUCUCUAGAGAAGAGAAAGAUAAAGCUCAGCUCCAAAAGAUGGGACUUGAUGCUUUAUUGAAAGAGGCGUCUCCAGAGGAAGCUGCCGAACAGGCUGCCAAUAUGAAGUCACAGAUUUACCUUUUGUGGGGCACCUUACUUUAUGAGCGUUCUGUUGUAGAGUAUAGGCUAGAAUUACCAACCUGGGAAGAAUGCGUGGAGGUUGCUGUGGAAAAGUUUGAACUCGCUGGAGCAUCUCCUACAGAUAUAGCUGUCAUGAUUAAGAACCAUUGCUCAAAUGAAACCGCUCUGGAAGGGUUCAAGAUCGAUGAGAUUGUCCAGGCAUGGAAUGAGAUGUAUGAUGCUAAGAGAUGGCAGAUUGGUGUUCCAUCUUUCCGUUUAGAGCCAUUGUUCCGCCGGCAGGUUCCGAAACUUCAUUCAAUCCUGGAGCACCUAUGAAGUUGUGGUUGAUGGGAACUUCUCCUCGAGAAUGCGACGCUCAAUUUAUGAAGUCUCGUUUUCUAGAUUUUGCAUUACUUCUGGUGAAGAUAGGUACUUUUUCAUGCAUUUUUCUCGUGCAUAGCUCGUUGUUUGCUCAGGGAGCAAAGGACGGAAGUCGGUCCCGUGCCAUUUCGGAGGGGCUCUAAGUUUUCACAGAUUGCUGUAAAGCUGGAUACAUUUUUGUGUGCAUCGUGAAGGUUGGAUUGCAUAUAGCAUAUUUUUUUCACAGUUGAGAUAGUGGGUCAUGGGUAUUUGAUUUGAUUUCAUUCGAUUUAUUUCUCAAGGACAAUAAUGGGAGAUUAUUUUGGGUCACAUCACCAUUUGCAGUGGUGUGUGGUUUGCUUUAGAUCGUGGUUGUUUCAGCUGUAACACUUUCAUGGUUUCAAAGAUAGCAAACGUUUAUUCUUCUGAA
Messenger RNA from Syzygium oleosum, 3227 nucleotides. Its product is annotated as protein PHOX1-like. Lineage: Eukaryota; Viridiplantae; Streptophyta; Magnoliopsida; Myrtales; Myrtaceae. The record is from RefSeq and is a predicted model, not a curated record. Bases 647 to 2773 code for a protein of 708 amino acids. The transcript is spliced from 3 exons. Gene Ontology annotation, molecular function: protein binding.